Molecule: messenger RNA, 162 nt
Organism: Penicillium odoratum
Lineage: Eukaryota; Fungi; Ascomycota; Eurotiomycetes; Eurotiales; Aspergillaceae
Product: mitochondrial import receptor subunit TOM7
Exons: 5
Coding region: 1-162 (53 amino acids)
Biological process (GO): protein import into mitochondrial matrix; protein insertion into mitochondrial outer membrane
Cellular component (GO): mitochondrial outer membrane translocase complex; mitochondrial outer membrane
Source: RefSeq, a predicted model, not a curated record
AUGGUUCAAUUCUCUGAAGAGACCAAGGAGCGAGUUUCCAAGGUCAUUGAUAUUUCUCGCGUUGCGAUUCACUACGGCUACCUGCCUCUUAUUAUCUACCUGGGCUACUCUUACAGUGAACCCAAGCCAUCUCUCUUCAAGUUGUUCUCGCCCUUGGCUUAA